Molecule: messenger RNA, 3755 nt
Organism: Melanotaenia boesemani (Boeseman's rainbowfish)
Lineage: Eukaryota; Metazoa; Chordata; Actinopteri; Atheriniformes; Melanotaeniidae
Gene: myo1hb
Product: myosin IHb
Exons: 31
Coding region: 76-3150 (1024 amino acids)
Biological process (GO): vesicle transport along actin filament; actin filament organization
Cellular component (GO): myosin complex; cytoplasm; plasma membrane
Molecular function (GO): ATP binding; microfilament motor activity; actin filament binding
Source: RefSeq, a predicted model, not a curated record
UCAUGGUAACACCACUGAUGUGCUUCUGCUCCAACUCAGAGCUUGGAGGAGCGGUGUAACCAGAUCCUGAGGAACAUGGAGGCCUCCCUGACCGCCAGGGACCGCGUGGGCAUCCAGGAUUUUGUUCUCUUGGACGCCUACACAAGUGAGAGUGCCUUCCUGGACAACCUGAGGAAACGCUUCCAUGAGAAUAUCAUUUAUACUUACAUUGGGACUCUCUUGGUGUCAGUAAACCCCUAUAAGGUGUUAGACAUCUACAGCAAGAAGCAAAUGGAUACCUACAUGGGAGUUAACUUCUUUGAGCUGCCACCUCAUAUUUACGCUCUGGCAGACAACGUUUUCCGCACUAUGCAGUCUGAGUUCAACAACCACUUCAUCUUGAUCUCAGGCGAGAGUGGAGCCGGAAAGACAGAGGCUUCCAAGAAAAUCCUUCAAUACUAUGCUGUCAGCUGCCCGAGCACCAAACUCCUGAACAAUGUCCGAGACAGACUGCUUCUCUCCAAUCCAGUGCUUGAAGCUUUUGGAAAUGCCAAAACUCUAAAGAAUGACAACUCGAGCCGAUUUGGGAAAUACAUGGACAUCCAGUUUGACCAUCAGGGUGGAGCAGUUGGUGGUCACAUCCUCAGUUAUCUACUAGAGAAGUCCCGUGUGGUCCACCAGAAUCAUGGGGAGAGAAACUUCCACAUCUUCUACCAGCUGGUAGAAGGUGGAGAAGAAGAUCUUCUCCGUUGGCUCGGACUGGAGAGAAACUGCAAGAACUACCGCUACCUGGUGCAGGGGGAUUGUGCCAAAGUAAGCUCUAUCAAUGAUAAAAGUGAUUGGAGGACGGUGCAGAAAGCCCUGUCUGUCAUAGACUUCAGUGAGAGUGAUACUGAGCAUCUGUUUGGAAUUAUCGCUAGUGUGCUCCACUUGGGAAACAUCAAGUUUGAAGCAGAUGCCCGUGGUUAUGCUACUCUGAACAACAACCAGGAGAUGCACUGGGUGUCAAAGUUGUUGGGGAUUCCUAAUCAGGUGCUACAACAGGGCUUAACCCACAGAAAGAUUGAAGCCAAAACAGAGGAGGUGCUCAGUCCCUUCUCUGUGGACCAUGCAGUAUACGCCAGAGAUGCUCUUGCCAAAGCCAUCUAUGGCCGCACUUUCAACUGGCUGGUAAACAAGAUCAAUGAAUCAUUAUCUAACAAGGAUUCAUCAAGGAAGACGGUGAUUGGUCUGCUUGACAUUUAUGGGUUUGAGGUUUUUACUGUGAACAGCUUUGAACAGUUUUGCAUCAACUACUGCAACGAGAAGCUGCAGCAGCUUUUCAUCCAACUGACCCUCAAAUCAGAACAGGAGGAAUAUGAAAUGGAGGGGAUUGAAUGGGAACCAGUGCCAUAUUUCAACAACAAAAUUAUCUGUGAUCUUGUGGAGGAGAAAUUCAGAGGAAUCAUCUCUUUAUUGGAUGAGGAAUGUUUACGCCCUGGAGAGGCCACUGAUCUCACCUUCCUGGAGAAGAUGGAGGAAACGAUUGGUGGUCAUCCACAUUUUGUCACACAUAAACUUGCAGACAUGAAAACAAGGAAAACACUGGAAAGAGGAGACUUCCGCCUCUUGCACUACGCUGGGGAGGUUACAUACUGUGUUGUUGGAUUCCUGGACAAAAACAAUGAUCUGCUGUACCGAUAUGGAAAAGAGGUCAUGCGGCAGUCCAAGAACUCUAUCAUCCAGCACUGCUUUCCCUCCAGUGAACCAGACAGCAAGAAGAGACCUGAAACUGUGGUGACCCAGUUUAAGAGUAGCUUAGUGGGUCUGACUGAAAUCUUAAUGUCCAAAGAACCCUGGUAUGUCCGCUGCAUUAAACCUAAUGAAGCCAAGCAAGCAGGACAAUUUGACGAUGUGCUGGUGAGACAUCAGGUUAAAUACCUGGGGCUGAUGGAGCACCUGAGAGUCAGACGGGCUGGUUUUGCUUACCGACGCAAAUAUGAUAUCUUUCUUCAAAGGUAUAAGCCUCUGUGUCCAGACACCUGGCCCAACUGGAAAGGUACCGCAGCUGAAGGUGUAAAGUGCCUGAUCAAACACCUGGGCUAUAGACCUGAUGAGUACAAGAUGGGGAAAACCAAGAUUUUCAUCCGCCAUCCUCGAACUCUGUUUGCUACAGAAGAUGCCUUUCAGGUCUGCAAACAUAAGCUAGCAACAACGAUUCAGGCAAAGUACAAAGGCUACAGGGUGAAAGGAGACUACCUGAAACAGAAAGAGGCUGCCACUAAGAUUGAAAACUGCUGGAGAGGUUUGAUGGCGAGGAAGGAACGCGAGAGGAGAGCCUGGGCUGUCAAGGUCAUCAAGAAGUUCAUUAAAGGUUUCAUGACCAGAAAUCAACCACCCUGCAUCGACAACAGCGAGUACUUGGCCUAUGUGAGGCAAAGCUACCUCACACGGCUGAGAGAAAACCUCCCCAAAACAGUCCUGGAAAAAGAUUCCUGGCUCACCCCACCUCCUAUAAUCCAGGAGGCUUCCCAGAUAUUGAAAAAGAUCUACAUUCGACACUUGGUAUGGAAGUACGUCAGAGGAAUCACGUCCCAAAGGAAAGCACAGCUUCUGUUAAAAGAACAGACGAGCUCCAUGUUCAAAGGAAAAAAAGAAAACUACCCCUUAAGUGUGUGUAGACCGUUUGUGGACACCAGGAUUGCUUUAGGAGACAUAAACAUCAAAGUCCUUCAGAUGAUUCAACAUGAGCACAUCAAGUACAGUGUGCCAGUGGUGAAGUAUGAUAGGAACGGGUUCAGGCCUCGUCUCCGGCAGCUCAUUUUCACCCAGGAAGCUGCUUACCUGGUCGAAGAAGCCAAGAUCAAGCAGAGGAUCAAUUACACCUCUCUGAAAGGUGUGUCAGUCAGCAACCUGAGUGACAGCUUCCUCAUCCUUCAUGUUACAUGUGAUGAUAUCAAGCAAAAGGGGGAUCUGGUUCUGCAGUGUGACUACCUGUUUGAAGCCCUGACUAAGCUGAGUGUUAUUGCAGACAAGCAGAACUUCAUCAAAGUUGUCCAGGGCAGUGUACGAUUUGACAUCCAGCCUGGCAGAGAAGGGUUCGUUGACUUCAAAAGUGGUCAAGAGUCAAUGGUUUACAGGGCAAAGAAUGGCCAUUUGAUGGUGGAAUCGACGAAAGCAAAGUCCAGAUAAAGAGGCUGGAUAUGCUGGAUAGUGGUGCUUCUAGAAGUCUCAGAGCUUCAAACCAAAAUAAAAAGCCAUGCUUGCUCUGUAGCUCUGCUCAGUUAUUGUUAUCCUCAACCUAUGUUUUAUGUCAGCCUAUUUUUACUUUUGCGUCUUUAUGACAAUGAAAAACAAUAAAGAAUAUGCUACUAUUGCACAAAAAACUGCCAAUGUCUUAGCUGUAGGAAGUGCAAAUCACAGCUGAGCCUGGCCAGAGAAAUGUUUAGACUUUAAAUGAACUUAUGAAAAAAUAGAUUCCAUUUCACAUUUUAGUACAAACUGUAUAGGCACCUGUAAGAUUUUAAGGUUUUUUUCUUUUGUGAUUUAUUUACUUUUUUUUGUAUUUGAAUCUUACUUAAUCCUACUUACACUGUAACAGUAAAGACAUGCAUGUGGAUGAAGCCACAACUGUAACAAUUCUAACAGCUUGACCAUGCUACAGAUUUAUAUUAAAACGCGUUAAAUCAGGAGGACGUUUGAAUCUUUAUCUUGAAUGACUGGUUCAGUACAAAUUAAACAGUAAAAAGAUUUUCACCUAAACUAUGUUAUGAUUCUAUAUGCAGAAGCGCUCCCUU